CAACGUUCCAGCUAUAUAGACAGCCACAGCAGUCAGUUGAAGCGAGUAACAAACCUGAGGUUUCGCAGAGUCCGCAGUAACGAUAUUCACGUAACGAUUUCCACGGUGCGGUUCCAAAACUCAAACACACAAAAUCCCUCGAUUGAACAUUAAGUGUCAGUGACUUUAAAAAUAAACCUAAUAAAUAAACACACACAAAAGCACAAACGUGACUGUAUAAUCUCUCAACCAAAAAAAAACCCAACAACUUGGUGGUGAUAAUAAAAGAACUUACAACAACAGCGCCGGAGAACCAGUAUAAAGUUCAAUACUAAAGUUGAUUCGAACUGAAACAAAAGGAGAGAAUCGUCGUCAACCCGCUGUAUUGUCAUACAAGUAUUUUUUUGGUCUUCGAAAUGGCAGCCUACUUGGAUCCCACUGGCCAGUACUAGACAGAGCUAAAACAGGAAGCUCCAAGAAUAAAAAUAAAACUGAAUAUUUAUAUAUAAAACACUGAAAAUAUGGCCGCCUAUCUGGAUCCCACGGGUCAGUACUGAAGCAAGGAAGGAAGAUCAGACAUCUUCAGAGAUCAGAGAUCACUCCACCAAACACACAGCAAAACAAUCACAAAAACCGUCUCAACAUGUCGCUUGAUUUGGAUCCCACUGGCACCUACUAAGCCGCCCAGCUUGAGAUUCGAUUCCAAGAGUCACAAUAAUACUUUGAAUAACUGGGAAACCCCCUUUGGAAAAAAAACAAAGAAAACAAAUCAAACAAAAUGCUGGAUCCCACUGGAACCUAUAGGCGACCCCGCGACUCGCAGAGCACACGCCAAAAGCGACGACAGCGGGAUUGCCUGGAUCCGACCGGGCAGUACUAGUACUGGAGAGGAGCGUGGAGAGCCCCAUUGCAACGCCCUUUGCCUUAACUCCAAAAAAAAAACUCCAAAAACUUCUGGGCAUGAUUGGGGGAGCGCGCU
Drosophila kikkawai is the source of this 958-nucleotide messenger RNA. RefSeq names its product tarsal-less AA (gene tal-AA). Lineage: Eukaryota; Metazoa; Arthropoda; Insecta; Diptera; Drosophilidae. The record is from RefSeq and is a predicted model, not a curated record.